AUGAAGUUGGACACUCCUGUCCGACCAGAUCACGUCCGAUUUGUAUGUAUCGGUUGUACGCACGGUGUAAAAAUCGAUCCAGCCAAUCUCCCACCUGGGGAUGUACUGCUUGUCGCUGGAGACUUCACUUCAUGUGGUUUACCGAAUGAAGUACUCUCUUUCAACAAGAAACUUGGACAUUUAAGACAUCCUUACAAAGUCGUCAUCGCCGGUAAUCACGAAUGCACAUUUGACGAUACAUUCCUACGGGCAUCAAAUCGGGAGCUUCAAGCUAAGGAGAUGGCAUUGAAGCAAGCUUUACAAGCAUCCAUGGCAUCAUCGAAAGUAGUUAAUUCGAAAACCCUUCUCACAAAUUGUAUCUACCUCGAGGAUUCAGUGAUAGAAUUGUUCGGAAUAACGAUUUAUGGUCACGGUGAUAUGAUGUGUGACGGCCAACGAAUGGGUUGCGUAGAGUUGUUGAAUUCGGUUACUAAACGGAUUAAACCCAAAUAUCACGUCUUCUCACAUAUCCAUGAAGGUUACGGCUGCACAUCCGACGGUUAUACGAAAUUCAUCAACUGUUGUAUAUGUGAUGAGAACUUACAAGCUACGAACAAUCCGGUCAUCUUCGAUAUUCCCGUUCAUCCACAUACAAAACAAUUCUAUUUACAAAAUGUCAAGAAAAUCAUGAAACGAUAUCGUCGAGCAGAGAAAAAGUGA
Haemonchus placei is the source of this 699-nucleotide messenger RNA. Lineage: Eukaryota; Metazoa; Nematoda; Chromadorea; Rhabditida; Trichostrongylidae. The record is from the annotation of a GenBank genome assembly.